This is a messenger RNA of Galeopterus variegatus (Sunda flying lemur), 3223 nucleotides long. RefSeq names its product tudor and KH domain containing (gene TDRKH). NCBI's taxonomy places the organism in Eukaryota, Metazoa, Chordata, Mammalia, Dermoptera, Cynocephalidae. The record is from RefSeq and is a predicted model, not a curated record. Gene Ontology annotation, molecular function: RNA binding. Gene Ontology annotation, biological process: spermatogenesis. Bases 760 to 2445 code for a protein of 561 amino acids. The transcript is spliced from 14 exons.
GCGGGUGUGGGGCCCAGGGCGGGUUCCAGAGCCCCGGUCUCCGAGGCUCUGUUUGGGGGUAGCUUUCCCGGCGGGGGCUAGUAGCUGCAUCCAAAGGAGAUGCUUUGGUCCUAGGGUUAGGCCCCAACGGACCCGGUGCGAGAGACACUUUGCCCCGAGUUAGUUUGCCUUUUACUUUCCCCAGCUUUUUCUUUAGUUAUUUGCAAUAGGAUGACUGUUUACAGUCGUCGCACUAAUACACUAGGGUUUUUGUUUGUUUUUCCAAUCUCUCUCCUUAUUCUUUAAUGCAGGUAUCGUUAUGGGGUUUGGCUGAAGACCCCCCAUUUCAAAGCCUGAACUUUAGAUCCUUUCCUUAACUUGAGAGAAUGGCUUGAGGCCUUUUUUUACUCACGGUUUUAAAAGAAAUGUACCAAGGAUGAGAACGUAUGAGGUGCUUCAAUUCUAUAAGCAGGUUACCAUGUUUUAUUUACGUUGUAGGUUCUGGUUAUCAGGAGAUACUGGAAUGAGUUAUCCUUACCGGCAUGGAGCUCACAGUGUGAUUUAACUGCUACAAAUAUUUUGAAAUGAUAACAUAAAAAUAAGACUAGUUAUGCAUAUAAGGUCGUCUUUGGCAACUGUCUAAUACAAAUGUCAGGAAAUUUCAGAGUUAGCUUUUACUAAAGCCAUUACCUAGCUACAUUUCACACUCAGAAAUGAUCCACGUCUCUUCUUAGCUUCCCCAGGAACUAUGACCGAUGUAAGUAGGAGUACCAGCAGAAAAUGUCCACUGAAAGGACUUCUUGGACAAGCUUGUCCACUAUUCAGAAAAUAGCCCUGGGCCUCGGGAUCCCAGCCAGUGCAACAAUUGCCUAUAUCCUAUACCGCAGGUAUAGGGAAAGCAGAGAAGAGCGGCUAACAUUUGUUGGGGAAGAUGACAUCGAGAUAGAGAUGCGGGUUCCCCAGGAGGCUGUGAAGCUCAUCAUUGGCCGGCAAGGAGCCAAUAUUAAACAGCUGCGGAAACAGACAGGUGCUCGGAUUGAUGUGGACACGGAAAAUGUAGGCGAUGAGCGAGUGCUUCUUAUCAGUGGUUUUCCUGUUCAGGUGUGCAAGGCCAAAGCAGCAAUUCAUCAGAUCCUGACAGAGAAUACCCUGGUGUCUGAGCAACUCUCAGUUCCCCAGAGAUCUGUGGGCAGAAUCAUAGGGAGAGGCGGUGAGACGAUUCGUUCUAUCUGUAAGGCCUCUGGAGCCAAGAUUACCUGUGACAGAGAAUCAGAGGGGACAUUACUACUAUCAAGACUUAUAAAAAUCUCAGGAACACAGAAGGAAGUGACAGCAGCUAAGCAUUUGAUACUGGAGAAAGUUUCAGAAGAUGAAGAACUUCGGAAGAGAAUUGCCCACUCUGUAGAAACCAGAGUCCCACGCAAGCAGCCAAUCAGUGUGAGAAGAGAGGAAAUGACAGAUCCAGGUGAUGCUGGAGAGCCAACUUUAUGGAAUAGCACCAGUUCUAGCAUGGAGCAGGCCACACCCCUGGUGGUUCUUCCUUGCAAAGGAGGCGGCGACAUGGCUGCGGUAGGACCAAAAGAAGGUUCCUGGGAGAAACCUAAUGAUGACAGCAUUCGAAAGUCUGGAGCUCAGGCCAGUUCAGAGAUGUCCAUGUUUGAAAUUCCCAGUCCUGACUUCAGUUUUCAUGCUGAUGAGUACCUAGAAGUCUAUGUCUCUGCUUCUGAACACCCUAACCACUUCUGGAUCCAAAUCAUUGGCUUCCGCAGCCUGCAAUUGGAUAAGCUUGUCAGUGAGAUGACCCAGUACUAUGAGAAUAGUCUGCCUCAAGACUUGAUUGUGCACGUAGGAGACAUUGUAGCAGCACCUUUACCUACAAACGGUUCCUGGUAUCGAGCCCAAGUACUUGGGACCUUGGAAAAUGGGAACUUAGACCUCUACUUUGUUGACUUUGGAGAUAAUGGAGAUUGCCCACUAAAGGACCUCAGGGCUCUCAGGAGUGACUUCCUAAGCCUUCCAUUUCAAGCAAUAGAGUGUAGUCUGGCACGGAUUGCCCCCUCAGGUGAACAAUGGGAAGAGGAAGCUUUGGAUGAGUUUGAGAGACUCACUCACUGUGCUGAUUGGAAGCCCUUGGUGGCCAAGAUCUCUAGCUACGUCCACACUGGCAUCUCAACCUGGCCAAAGAUUUACUUAUAUGAUACUAGCAGUGGAAAGAAACUUGAUAUUGGGCUAGAAUUAGUUCGUAAAGGAUAUGCAAUUGAGCUUCCUGAAGACAUGGAAGAAAACAGAACUGUCCAAGACAUGUUGAGAGAUGUGGCCACAGAAACUAAUGCCUCUCUCAGCAGCAUGCUCAAUGAGACCAAAAAGAGUCCUGGAGAGAUAACACAUACUCCGUCCUGCCUCAGCUUAUCAGAAGCUGCCUCUGUGUCUGGUGAUGAUAACCUUGAAGAUGACCACUUACUCUGAAGUCUGGGCUGCAGCUGGCUCAGCCGUCUGCUUUGCUGUGAUUUGGCACAGGAUUUGGUACCUGGAGAGAGGAGUCUAUGAUAAGGAGAUCCAUGCAGUUCUUCCUUUAUUACACAAAUGGUCUGGCUUGCUGUGGACCAAAUCCAUUUUCUCCUUCCCUUGGACUACCAGAAAGAAUAUGGGGCAGAGGGAAACAAGUACUUCUCCCUCACUCCAACCCCUUACUUCUCCCCCGCCCUCCAGUGUUUGAAUACUGCUGUGUUACUUCCAGGCUGUUCAAUGUCAGGCUCAAUCUCCUCUGCCAGUCAUGCACAUUACUGCUAGGCUGUGUCCUUUUUGAGCCUAGGAAACAGCCAGGGUUUGGUCACUGGAAGUGAUGAUUCUGCAGACUUCUGACUCACCUCAUCAGGUGAUUCUGAUUAAAAGAAGUGUUUGAAUGGUGAACUCAAAGAUUGGGAACUCAGUUGAGUCAAGACGGAAAGGAAAAACCAGCAUAAUUAUAUUAAAAAGCCUCAGGAAGUGGGAAGAGAAUACCGCCUCCCAGCCUUAAUUGCUGAUGUUAUUGGAGACAGGUUUUUGAAACAGUGCUGUGGUUAUUUUUCUGUAAACUUUAAAGUGCAAGUAGAAAAGGAGAGGAGGCAGCUCAGGAAAUACUCUAAAUUGCUAGUAUGGUAUCUAUAAUGUACGUGUAUUCAUACAUCCAAAGAGAAAAGAACAUAUAUAGUUCUGUUUAAAUCAUUUGGGGGAUUCUUUGAAUAAAGUUCUCAAGAAAAUUAUA